This is a messenger RNA of Columba livia (rock pigeon), 1063 nucleotides long. It is a transcript of the gene PABPN1, whose product is annotated as poly(A) binding protein nuclear 1. Bases 222 to 749 code for a protein of 175 amino acids. The record is from RefSeq and is a predicted model, not a curated record. Lineage: Eukaryota; Metazoa; Chordata; Aves; Columbiformes; Columbidae. The transcript has 7 exons. Gene Ontology annotation, molecular function: poly(A) binding. Gene Ontology annotation, cellular component: nucleus.
GUGGGGGGGACGCUGAUGGCGGCGAACGCGGGAGCGGGGGGAACGAGCGGAGCCGGCGGUGGGCAGGGGGGGAGCGGGGUCCCGGCGCCUCCGCAGCCGCCUCAGGGUGUGCAAGAAGCCGGGGAGGAGUUGGAAGAAGAGGCCGCGUUAGGGGAAGGGGAAGCGGGGAGGCGGCCAUUGAGGACCCGGAGCUGGAGGCCAUCAAGGCGCGGGUGCGGGAGAUGGAGGAGGAGGCCGAGAAGCUCAAGGAGCUGCAGAACGAGGUGGAGAAACAGAUGAACAUGAGCCCGCCCCCCGGGAACGCCGGCCCGGUCAUCAUGUCCCUGGAGGAGAAGAUGGAGGCGGACGCUCGCUCCAUCUACGUGGGCAACGUGGAUUACGGCGCCACGGCCGAGGAGCUGGAGGCGCAUUUCCACGGCUGCGGCUCCGUCAACCGCGUCACCAUCCUGUGCGACAAGUACAGCGGGCACCCCAAAGGGUUCGCGUACAUUGAGUUCUCGGAUAAGGAGUCGGUGCGGACGUCGAUGGCGCUGGAUGAGUCGCUGUUCAGGGGGAGGCAGAUCAAGGUGAUCCCCAAGCGCACCAACCGGCCCGGCAUCAGCAGCACGGACCGGGGUUUCCCGCGGGGCCGGUUCCGCGGAAGGGGCGGAGCCCACGGCGCCCGCAGCCGCUUCUACGCCGGCUACAGGCCCAGGGGGCGGGGCUACAGGGGCCGCGCCCGCGCCACCUCCUGGUACAACCCCUAUUGACACACACCCCCCCCCCUUAAACUCAUUAAUUAACCGCUUAAUUAACCCCGCCAGGUGUUGUCGCCCCCCCCCGGGUGGGCGGGGCUUCGCCCUGCGCGGCCACGCCCCCUCCCGCCCCGGCCACGCCCCUUCCCCCUCUCCUCCAAUCCCCUUUGAGUCUCUUUAUCGUUGCAGGUGGCGCCAGGAGCCGGGACCGGACCAGGGGGGCGGGGCCUGGGGAGGGGGCGGGGCCACGGGAGGAGUGGGGCGGGGCCUCCGGGGGGGGCGGGGCCAACGGGGCGUGAAUGGGAAUAAAGAGUGCGAGGGGGGUACGA